Pseudovirgaria hyperparasitica is the source of this 2643-nucleotide messenger RNA. RefSeq lists its product as uncharacterized. The record is from RefSeq and is a predicted model, not a curated record. Gene Ontology annotation, biological process: positive regulation of transcription by RNA polymerase II. Gene Ontology annotation, cellular component: nucleus. NCBI's taxonomy places the organism in Eukaryota, Fungi, Ascomycota, Dothideomycetes, Acrospermales, Acrospermaceae. Gene Ontology annotation, molecular function: zinc ion binding; transcription cis-regulatory region binding; DNA-binding transcription factor activity, RNA polymerase II-specific. The coding region runs from base 345 to 2516 and encodes 723 amino acids. The transcript has 3 exons.
CACGCGUGGUUGGACGCAAGCACAAGAUUCUUCAGCAUAUUCCGCAGAACAGCAUGCAUAUACAGCCGGAUCGAGUGCAUGUACUGUAUUCGCGAUUGCGAUUGCUAAUACUUUCUACCAGCAUCGCGAGGUUAAAAUCUCAUUCGAUGUCGCGUCGACCUCCCCCUAGUUACACACCCCGCUUCGCGGCACUCUGUCUCCCCGCACUCUUCGUUCUCUGUGAUUGUCGUUUUCGCAACUUCAACAGCUAUGCUUCCUAAAUGCUCUCUUGACGCCAUUCAGGAGCCCUAUCACGUUCGUCAUGAUUUGACGAGACUAGUUGCCGAUCAGACUAAUCGUUUCUGAUGCGCUCCCGAACUGGAUGUCUGACCUGCCGCCAGCGCAAGCUCAAAUGCAGUGAAGAGAAGCCUGAAUGCUCGCAGUGUAUCAAGGCUUCUCGAAAAUGCGUUCCAAGUUCCGGGAUAACGUUCCGACAUCAGCACAAUGCAUCCAUGAAUGGUGGGAUCGAUGAUGCUGGCGAGCAAGCAGCCCUGGGAAGAUAUUACUCUUACAAGAACACGUUCGACGACGAAAGUGUUUGGCUCUCCAUACCGAAGAAUGUCACAUUCGUACACACGACGAACCCCUACGAAGAUCCCUCGUCCCCACAUCCUACAUAUGUCACUUCACCACAGUCGAGCUCGUCCCACGAUCCGAAUAUCAAACAAUAUUCGCCAAAUGCAGCUUUCAUGACACCUCUCGAUAGCAACACGGAUUGUCAUUCAGUGGUGCUGAUGGAUCAAGCGAUGCAGUCUGACACCUGUGUCUCAGAAGCUACCCAGACCCCUGAGCAGCUUUCAUUUGCGAUGGAUGCAGCAGGCGGACAACACCUCCGCUCUCCUAGCUCUACGACCACAAUGGACCUUGGGCUCUCUCCUCGGACGACCAUGAUGAAAAACCUCAAUCUUGACUUUAUUCUGAAUCCAGUCGAUCAAACUCUGCAGCAAUCGUCUCCAAACGCCGUUUCACCAUUGCGGAGGAUGUCGUCACAUCGCAAUAGAACAACUACCUCUCUUGGAGGAAGACACCCACCGGAGAACAAUCGAGAAGUUGCAUAUUUGCUACGCUACUUCUCAGAGGGUCCUGGCUUAUGGAUGGACUUAUUCGAUCUUGGGCUCUAUUUUUCGUACUACGUUCCUGUAAAAGCCCUCCUGCAUCCACUCCUCAAGUACUCCGCCAUUGCACUCGCAGCCAAAGCACUCGCACAUAUUCACGGUGGUAAGCCAACAUAUGGUGGGAAGAAGUCCCGUGUCGGUCGCACUGAGCUGUAUCCUGGAGACCAGAACGUGAAUUGGUCUCACAAAGCCACAGAAUACUACAAUCAGGCUAUACACAUUCUUCGUCAGCGGCUAAUGGACGAUUCGUCGGCUCGAGCCAACGAAUUAGGGGGCACUGUAGAUCUCCAGGACGGCGUAGAGGCGCCAGGACAAAAACGACGCCGCAUGAAUAAUCAAUCUAUAUCUUGCCCUCAUUCGGUCGAACUAUUGGUUGCUUCGGCCAUCUUGGGUGUGUAUGAAUUCCUGGAUGCAUCCAAUCCAGAGUGGUCACGACAUCUCAGUGGGGCCAGGUCACUGUUGGAUAUCGCAAAGGAGCAGAUGAUGCCGUUCGAGCGUGUUUCUUUUUCCGUCAGUCCAAGUCCGCUACUGAAAGCCAAGAAGGCUACGUUCUGGAACAUUGCCAGACAAGACAUGCUUGCGGCUUUCAUCAACAAUACCUAUACACGUAUAGAUACGGAAGACCACGAACUCUGGCGAGAGGCAGGCCUUAUAGUAGAUGCUGAUGGGUUCAUUGAGGCUAGCAACGACGACAACUACACUGGAAUGAAAGAGGACCUUAUAUCAAAUGGUCUUAUAUGGCUAAUGAUGAAGCUUGUAAACUUCAUGGCUUCAGGAGACGAUGUUCCUCCUGAAGUUGGAGGAGGCGCAUGGCUCGGCGCCAAACAGCGCAAUCUGCUCGAAUUCUGGUAUUGCCUAGAGAAGCAUUUUCAGAAGUGGUACGACAUACUGCCACAGACGUUCUUCCCCCCAGCCCGCCUGGACCCACCAAAUGAAGAUUUUGCAACCGAUCAUCGAUUUCACGAAGUAUGGUUUAGCAUUCCGAUGUGUGCUGCCACUAUGCAGCAUUACCACUUUAGUCAAGUACUCCUUCUGAUCAACAAGCCUCACGAGUCUACCGCUGGACGCUCUACCGUAGCGGCUCGGACAAAGUCUUACGGAAACGUUCUUGAGUUCUGUCAGAGACAUUGUCAGGAAAUUGUCAGUAUUGCACUUUCGCAGAGCGAGGCAUCCAUUCGAAUUCAUGGUAUACAGCCGCUGUAUGUGGCCGGGCAAUGUUUCACUGACCGUCGAGACCGCGAGCUAGUCCUGUCACUACUGAGAGAGAUUGAAACGGACACUGGUUGGGCAACGCAGUAUCGUGUUGAUCAGUUGUUGGCGCAAUGGGAUGCCAGUGACAGUCCUGAUCCCGGUUUGGGGUAGAAUACAAGCUCGCGCUAGAUGUCUCUGCUUCCCACGUAGUAUUUCCUGAAGCUUUCAUUCUGCACCUUGCAACGGCAGAGAGCAAAAUUCACACUUUCGUGGUAUAUGAACCAUUGUGAUGACACUA